Molecule: messenger RNA, 1621 nt
Organism: Pocillopora meandrina
Lineage: Eukaryota; Metazoa; Cnidaria; Anthozoa; Scleractinia; Pocilloporidae
Source: the annotation of a GenBank genome assembly
AUGGCUUCACUGUCGAAAAUUUUCGCCGCAACAGCGACAUAUCCUUAUCAAGUGGUUAGAGCAAGACUUCAGGUUAGAAUGGGAGAUUCAUUAGCAAAUUAUUAACCUUUUGACAUAGAUUUAGAUUUCGUUUUACUGUUGUAUGCUAUUCUCUUGAAAUAAACUUGUAGUUUAAGGCUGUUUUUAGUUUUCAGGCCGGUGAUCUCAUCGGUUGGUUUACUGGACUCCAGUUUGAUGUGGCCUGUGCUCGGGCCUCGAGCCUCAGCUAGGUCAUUGUGUCGGUUCCUUGGGAAAAGAUUCGUUAGCACCACACAUCCCCCCUCCCAGUGUUUCAAAUGGGCACCAACAAAAGGCCAGGGAAACCCUACAAUGAGGAUAAAUACCAAAUCUCACGAGGGAGAGUAGCUUUCACCCUCUUUCACUCUCUCUAUUCCUCUUAAGAAACACGGAUCCAAGAUGGUUAUGAGAACGCUCGGCGCGAAAGUUUUGAUCCUGUGCCCAUAAAAUUAGCUAAAACCAAUUGAGUAUAUCUGGAGCUGUCUCUAAGCAAGUCUGUUUUGUUAAAUCGUUCAGUAUUUACUGUUUCUUGCUGUCAUUUAUUGUUCAUGAAUUUUACUUUUCUAAAGAAUCAGUACACGAUGGUGGAAUACAAAGGCGCGUUGGAUGUGAUUAGUAAGACUUUCAGGUAAGUUGGAACUUGACAUGAGGACUUAAAGCUUUCGAUACGUUAUAGACUAGCUUUCCAUCUCUAGUCAGUUCAAACCCUCUACAUUAAAGAGAGGUACAUGUUUUGCCCGUUUGAAACAAUUUGAAAAAGAAUUGGACCAAAAUUGGUGGAGAACUGAAACCAGCUUGUUUGAGAACUGGAUCCAAUUUCGGAUUGACUUACGGCUUAGUGGUAAAGUCCACAUUUUUAUGAAAGAAAGUAUUCUUCUUUUUCUGGCCUCUCCUCACGGCAGGUUCUUUUCAAAAUCUUAGGCAUGAAGGAGUAACAGGAUUUUAUAAAGGAUUAAUUCCCAGUGUCCUCAGGUAAGGCUAAAUGUUAAAAAUAAAUUUGAUGAUACGAGUAGAUUUGCUUGUUAGUUUUAUGUAUUAAACCGCAAUGUAUAAUCUAGAAUUGGCCAAGAGGGCUUAGUGGGCUCUCAUCUUUAAUUUUAGGUAGCGCUUUGUAAAGGAAAGGGUCUUAAGAGAUGGGGUACCCCCAUAAGGUGUUUGAACCUAUUUGCACCCUCUAGUCUGUGAGAAACUGGGAAGAAGAGACAGGCGAUAGAUACAUUAAGAGCCUAUAAAAUUCGGAGUAGGUGUCAUGUCAUUGUUUUCGUCAGUUACAUGUUCGAAUACUGUGAAAUUAUUAAGAUACUUAUCGUUAUCACAAAAUGUUUGUGCCCCACCUGAUAUGUUAGUGUAGGUUUUAGCGGUUUUUUUGUUUUUGGAAAUCCAGCAAAGGAGCGCUUUAGAAGAAACCCUGAAACUGUAAUAUAUGUAAAACGUUCAUUGUCGAUUUUACUGUGUAUUGUGCGUUUGAUUGUUGAUUUUGUUUCUUUCUAGAGUAACGCCAGCAUGUGCACUUACAUUUGUGGUGUACGAAAACGUUAUUCACUUCCUUCUGCCGGACAGAUGA